GUCCCCCGUCCCCCUCCCCUCUCCCUCUCCACCCCGCCCGAGGCUCCGAACGUUGGAGCCCUCCGCCACCCUUCCCGGCCUUGGUUCUUGGCCAACGCCGCAGCGGACACUAAAGAGCACGGAUUAACUCCUGCGCUCGCCGGCCGCCUCCGUUACGACCCAUUUUCCGUUGCUCGCCUUCGCUUCGCUUCCCUCCCCUUCCUCGGCGGCGAGCCAGUAGGUCCCUACGCUCUUGUUCUGCUGAAGCUAGCUGGGUAGGUUAUCUGGACAACAUAAGCAACAAUGGCUGCCGAUAUUGGGCAGCGAAUCAGUGGGUGGUCAUGCUCGGAUUUGCCUUACAAUGACCACAGCACCCAGGAUUCUUCAGUUCAGCAAAUGGUGCUCAAUCAUGGUUCAAUCUCAUUUGGUAGAUUUGCUGCAGAAUCCUUGUCAUGGGAGAAGAGGUCAGUGUUUGAGCAUAACAGACGACAAGAGGAGCUAAGCAAGCUCACAGCACCUGGUUUGGUUGCACAAAAGAAGGCAUUCUUUGAAGAAUAUUACAAGAGAGCGAGGCAACUGAAGGCUCAAGGAGCAAUGCACCAGACUGAAGCCACAAUGGAUGAGAGGAAUGAUGAAUUACCUGCAGAUAUGUCAGAAGAUCCAUUGGCUAGUGCUCCAAGUUCUAGUUCUGAACCUAUCACUGAGGUCAGCUCAUCAGAUGAGAGGAAAUGCCAAGAUGGUCAUGAGCUUGGGUACUUGACAUUUAAUCCAUUAUUUUCUCAAACAGCAAGCUUGCAAAAUAUUCAAGAGGAGGAGAGGUCUAGCUCUGGUCAAAAGCAAUAUCUCGACCAGGAGUUCUGCACAGCACAGACAAGUAGCAAUCAUGGAUUCAGCUGUGAGGCUAUUGAGAGAAAAAUUCUUGCUUCAAAACGAGUGGUAUCAAAUGAUAAUGGUGAAAGUAAUGUUGCUGGCUCGAGAAUUGUCUUACCAAGAGCAAGUCUACAACCAGAAGGUUUGGAAGUUGGUCAUGAGAAGCGUGUGGCAAGAAAAAGUGUAGCUAUUGUUAAUAGAUCAAUGAAGAUAUUGAAGGACCUGCCAACUUCUGUUAUACACACCCAAAGGGUUGAUUUAAGAAGCAAUUCAGAAAGCAGGCCGUCUCAAGACUUGAAGGAUCCAUUCCACAAGAGAGUUGAGAUGAAAUUGUGUGCUUUAUCUGAUAGAUGGGACGCUGAUAGAACCGCAGCCUCUUCAAGAUCAGCUUCUCAUCAGCAUGCUGAUAGAGCAAUUACCUCAUGUAGAUCCUCAUAUCAAAAUAAUGAUAGAGUUGCAACAUCUUUCAGAUCCAGUUUGCGUCAGAACACUGAUAGAGUUUUGGCAACUUCUAAAUUAGCUGCUCAAGCUCCCCAAAAAUAUCUAAAUGGUGUGCAACGUUCAAAUGCCCUUCCUCGUGGGGUUUCAUUUAAUAAAGGAUCUGCAUCUCAUGUUGCAUCUUGCAACAGUACUGCUACUGGGAAAUUGGUUGCCAAGACAUUGGUGAUGCCCAGUUCAUCUCAAGUUAACGCAAGAACAUCAAAAACUGCUCAGGUUACAUUAAAAAGGUCAGCAGGACUUACUAGCAUAAAUGAUGGAUCGAAGAAUAAAAGGAUCAGGAAGCAGCUGAGCACAUCCGCAGCAUUAGAUGAAAAUAACAGGAAGAGAGGAUAUGUGCGUGCAUCUGCAUCUCUGAGUGCAAGAAGCAGCUCCGAAAAUUCUGCCCCUACAGCAAAGGCACCUAAGAUUUCAAAUAUGACAAAUUUGGUAGCCAAGACUGAACCUGUGCAGAAGUCAAGAUCCGCAAGUCAUACUGUUGGCGCUAGAUGUACGGAGGCAAAGCGCUCUCUGACCAGUGAACAAAACAGAAAGGUGCUCCGAUCGGGCGGUGGAAGGCAUGCUGAAUCCGGUAUGAGCAAUCUGAAAGGUGGUCCAUCCAUGAGUAAGAACAAGCCAAGGCAAGAGAGGCCACGAUGGCGAUAAUACGAUGAUGAUGAUGAUGCCGAGAGCACCGUGGGCGCAGUUGGCCCGUUUACACGCGAUGAUCAUCCGGCCCGGGAAGCCGGAAACCACCCGUUGGCCCAUUGCGGCAAGUAGCAAUCAACAAGGGGCCCGGUACAUAUGGCAAGAAUGCUGUCCUGUACUCCUGUAAGCUGUAGGUGGUCCACAUAGAUAGAUAUACUUGUUGGCCGGCUGGUUUCCGUUUUAUUUUACGUGGCGAGUCUUGGCCGGCAGCUCCAGUUAUUCUGAAUGGUUGGCCAGCUGUUUCAUCCUCGCUUGACUGUGGGCGGUGGUUGGUGCUGAUUUGUUAUAAAAUAAAAGUACUGGUGUAUGGUGGCUGAUGCUGAUUUGGUAUGAAAGAAAAAUACUGCUGACUGGUUGGCUAGUUGGCUGAUAA
Messenger RNA from Panicum virgatum (switchgrass), 2407 nucleotides. RefSeq names its product protein WVD2-like 7. The transcript has 10 exons. Lineage: Eukaryota; Viridiplantae; Streptophyta; Magnoliopsida; Poales; Poaceae. The record is from RefSeq and is a predicted model, not a curated record. Bases 283 to 1992 code for a protein of 569 amino acids.